AUGUGGGUCUUUUUGAUGCUCACACUUGUGUUUAGCGUCGGUGCAUCACAAAACAACGACACAGCGGGAGAGGAGAGGCUCGAAAUCGCCCGAGCGACAAUAUUUGCUCCUGGCGUGGUUGGAUGAGCCAUAAAGAAGAUGCCGGAGCUCUAUCACUUCCUCAUGGAGCAGAUGGCUUUGUACCAUAACCUGAAGUACGACUCAUCGGAGCAGAAGAACCCGCGGCUGGUGUUCUACAACGAGGCGGACGAGGUGGUGAAGACAGUCCGUGUGAAGAGGAUGACGUCGGCUCAGAUCUGCAGCCUGCUGGACUCUCUGGGAUUCUACAAACGGUCAGAGAAAGGGGAGGAGGUGCCCGAGGACGUCCAGCACUACCCCCUGCGCGCCCCCAGAGACGAGCUGUGACGCCCCUUUGUGGCUGAACCCCGCCGCUGCACCUGGGACGCACCGAUGACGAACGGGGCCCAAAGGUCACACGGGUCAGGCUCCUUUCUGAAGACACGCCGGACCAGGGAAGUGUGCGG
Periophthalmus magnuspinnatus is the source of this 524-nucleotide messenger RNA. It is a transcript of the gene selenoe, whose product is annotated as selenoprotein e. The record is from RefSeq and is a predicted model, not a curated record. The transcript has 4 exons. NCBI's taxonomy places the organism in Eukaryota, Metazoa, Chordata, Actinopteri, Gobiiformes, Gobiidae.